AUGAGUGACGAUCAGAGUCUGUCCGAGGUUGAGAUGAGCCCUGUUGGUUCUGAGGAUCCCUCCUUAACACCUGAACCUUUGGCAUCUCAUUCCCACUCUGGCCCAGAUGAUGAUGAAGAAGGAAAAGUGAAAAAAGAGCAUGAUUCUGAGGAUGAAAGAUUCCCUGUUUGCAUUCGUGAAGCUGUCUCCCAGGUGUUAAGCGGUUAUGACUGGACAUUAGUUCCUAUGCCAGUCAGGGUCAAUGGUGGCAAUAAGUCCAAACCUCAUGUGAAGCGACCUAUGAAUGCUUUCAUGGUAUGGGCACAGGCUGCCCGUCGAAAGUUGGCUGACCAGUACCCACAUCUCCACAAUGCAGAGCUAAGCAAGACAUUGGGCAAGCUUUGGAGGUUGCUAAAUGAGAAUGAUAAGAGACCCUUCAUAGAAGAAGCAGAAAGACUGAGAAUGCAGCACAAGAAGGACCAUCCAGAUUAUAAGUACCAGCCUCGUAGAAGGAAAAAUGGAAAGCCCACAUCAGGAGAGGGGGAUGGAUCCUCAGAAGCUGAAGGAGGUGCUGCCUCCAUACAGGCUCAUUACAAAAACUCACACCUGGACCAUAGACAUGGCUCCCCUAUGUCUGAUGGGAAUUCGGAGCAUUCAACAGGUAAUGUAAACUGUCAAAGUCAUGGUCCUCCCACUCCACCAACAACACCAAAAACAGAACUUCAGACAGGAAAAUCUGAGGGCAAGAGGGAUGGCUCCCGUUCUCUGGCAGAAGGAGGGAAACCCCACAUUGAUUUUGGCAAUGUAGAUAUUGGAGAAAUAAGCCAUGAUGUCAUGUCCAACAUGGAGACAUUCGAUGUCAAUGAGUUUGACCAGUACCUUCCACCCAAUGGUCAUGCUGCACAUGCAAGUCACAUUGGGGGUUACACCUCCAGUUAUGGUCUCAGUGGAGCUCUGGCUGCUGGUCCCUCUGCCUGGGCUCUUGCAAAACAACAUGCUCCAACUGUGGCAGAUUCAAAGGCUCAAGUGAAGACAGAAAGCUCAGCUACAAGCCAUUAUACUGAGCAACCUUCAACAUCACAACUGACCUACACCUCGCUGGGGCUGCCUCACUAUGGUUCAGCAUUUCCAUCUAUCUCCAGGCCACAGUUUGACUACUCAGACCACCAACCAUCAAGUUCCUAUUACAGCCAUUCAAGUCAAGCCUCUGGCCUCUAUUCAGCAUUCUCUUAUAUGGGCCCUCCUCAGCGUCCACUUUACACUGCAAUCUCUGAUCCUCCUAGUGUGGCUCCAUCACAUAGCCCAACACAUUGGGAACAGCCAGUGUAUACCACGCUGUCAAGACCAUGA
Messenger RNA from Staurois parvus, 1329 nucleotides. The record is from the annotation of a GenBank genome assembly. Lineage: Eukaryota; Metazoa; Chordata; Amphibia; Anura; Ranidae.